CUGGUACUGCUAAUAAUUGGCUUGCGUCACUUAGCAAUUAUGUUGAAUUAUAAUUGUCGUGCGUCACUUGAGAAAUUUUGUAGACUCAAAGUUUUACUCAUUCAGUUUUUCCCAGUAGCGUUAUCGGUCAUAUUUUUGCUUGUGCAUGCGAAGUGCAACUUCGCCUCUGUGUUCAUUUUUGUCUUCUCGGAUUUUGGUUGUAACAGCUGUCAGUUUUUCAUUCAAGAUCAUCAAGUGUAAACAGCUCCUGCUUAAGAGAAAUCUAUUUCCACUUAGAAUAACGCGUGUGUAUAGCAACCAUUAUCAAAUCGAACCAUCGACUUUUCUGUAGUCUGGUUUGUGAGAUUAUGUCUGUAGAUUAGGAAUUUCGAAAUUUUUGAAGGUCCCGAGUGAAAAGGAACAAAAGCAGGGCUAAGGAAUCUUUGGUAGAUAAGACAAAUGCAGCAAGUAGCAGUAACAGCAGCAGUAGCAAGUGCAACGUGUGUGCGUGUCCAGGCGAGGGGGAAGGGGACUCGAAAACGAACAUGUAUCUACAGCUGAUGCCAACGGAGGUGAAGCAAUUGCACGUGGCAGUCAUGAAGAAUGAUUCAGUUACUGUCUCCUCACUCAUAGAACAGGGAGUGGAUGUGAACUUUCCGUGGGUGAGUGAGCCGAAUUCUUGUGCAGUUAAACAUGGCAUCAGUCCUCUGAACGAGGCAGUGGCACUCAACCACACUCGGAUAGCCCUCAUGCUCAUCGACGCAGGCGCAGACGUCAACGAGGUCGACUCCAAAGGAAUGAGCCCAUUGUGCCGUGCAUGUCAUUUUGGGAAUGAAAAAUUGGUGAAGAGGCUGGUCGAGAGAGGGGCGAGGGUGAAUCUGUCUCGAAAGAUAGAACACAGUCCUCUCUGGUUCGCCAUCCUCUGUCUCACCCAGUGCAAGGCAGGCCUCUUACCCCAGUACGAAUCCGUCAUCAGGACCCUGUUGUGUGCGGGUGCGGAGGUGCGAGUGCCUAAUGCAGUGGGAAAGAGUCCUCUGCACUUUGUGUGUCAGUAUAUGAUAGCCCCUGUCAUCCCCAUCUUUGUGGACUUCGGGGCAGUGGUGGACAUGGCCGACAUGCACUUUCACACUCCGCUCUUUGACUGCAUCUCCUACUCGGGAAACACUCCCUUCUCCAAGACAGUCCAAAGAUACAGGCAAUUUGCAGUCGCCGAGCAGCUGCUGAAAGCGGACUGUGAUGACCUUGACAUUGCAGUGUGGAUUGAGAGGUGCAGUCCAAAUGCAGUCACUCAGAUAGCACAGAGCAGCGACUUCACCUAUCUGCACAGCUGGUGUCUGGAGAACGUCAACCGACCUCUGAAACUGAAGAACCUCUGCAGACUGAAGUUACAUGAUCACUUCGGAGGAGUGUUCCAGACAUCGCUGUGUGUGAGCUACUUGGACAUACCUCUGACCUUGAGACUCUACUUAUGCAGAGAGACUUUUUAUCAUUUUCAAACUACUUGAAAUUACUGGAUAUAGAUGAUACCUGUAGUAUAAAAUUGAUUUAAAUAUUCAGCAUUUCUGCAGUUAUAGAAAAAUAUUGAUAUUGUUUUUUCAAUUUUUGCAAAUAUGUUUUUGGCGUUAAUUCAGAAAAAAUAUUUGAAUUAAAGUUUCGAGUGCAAUAAUAUAUAACAUUUUUUUGCGAAACUUUUACAGGAAAAGCUUAGACAACCAAUGU
Molecule: messenger RNA, 1698 nt
Organism: Symsagittifera roscoffensis
Lineage: Eukaryota; Metazoa; Xenacoelomorpha; Acoela; Convolutidae
Product: ankyrin repeat and SOCS box protein 13-like
Exons: 5
Coding region: 525-1484 (319 amino acids)
Biological process (GO): positive regulation of transcription by RNA polymerase II
Cellular component (GO): nucleus
Molecular function (GO): transcription cis-regulatory region binding; protein binding
Source: RefSeq, a predicted model, not a curated record